AUGGCCGUGGGGGCCAUUACUUCCGCGGUUGCUGUUGGCUUUUCUGUGCCCGCUGGGGGUGUCGCCGUUACAUCCGCUACUGCUGAGUUGGUGAGUCCAACUCACGCGUUGAAAAAACGCAAAGUUAUUACUCCCCUGACUUCUUUUCAAGCUAUCCAGACCGCCUAUGCCUUGCCUACUAGUUCUACUGCUGAGGUUCAAAUUGAGAGUGUGUCCUCCGCCCCCUUGACGUAUGUGGAUGUUAUGCCUUCCGCUACGAGCGAACCAAGCCUUUCAGAGCUUAUAUCACAGGCGAGUGCCACCGCUGCUACUUCCUCAAUGCCGCCUCCUGUGCUCACAGCUGCUGUAGCUGUGACAACCAGUCCAGUUUCUACACCUCUGCCCUCAAGUGUCACCCCCACAUCCUUGUUUGACUCUCCCCUUAGCAUUUUUUCUGCAUCUGAAAAGGAGAUGCCUAAAGUGUCCGCUGCUCACGAGGCAACUAGUGCCAGAGAUACCGCUGUGAGCGAUGCUAGGGGAUCUAGUAGCGGAAUUGUUGAUGAUGGGGCCCGCUUGGGCAAUGAUCUUUAUCUGCCCACUAUUAAUUGGGAUCCAAAUGUACAAGACAAGCGCUAUCAGCCCAAGUGGAAGGUAGCGGAGUCGGGUCAAGAUUGA
Molecule: messenger RNA, 654 nt
Organism: Helianthus annuus (common sunflower)
Lineage: Eukaryota; Viridiplantae; Streptophyta; Magnoliopsida; Asterales; Asteraceae
Product: mucin-5AC-like
Exons: 2
Coding region: 1-654 (217 amino acids)
Source: RefSeq, a predicted model, not a curated record